This is a messenger RNA of Cyprinus carpio (common carp), 3575 nucleotides long. RefSeq names its product plastin 1 (I isoform) (gene pls1). Gene Ontology annotation, cellular component: actin filament bundle; cytoplasm; actin filament. Gene Ontology annotation, molecular function: calcium ion binding; actin filament binding. Gene Ontology annotation, biological process: actin filament network formation; actin filament bundle assembly. Lineage: Eukaryota; Metazoa; Chordata; Actinopteri; Cypriniformes; Cyprinidae. The record is from RefSeq and is a predicted model, not a curated record.
AUCUACACUUAUUGUUUGUAGUAUAUUUUCGUAGUGGUUCAAUCAUGACAUGAAGUUUUACAUUGGUUUCUUUACAUCGCACCAUGUGGAAAUGCUGUAUUAUUUAGGGUCAUGCUUAAAACAUGAAGGUCUGCUGUCAAACAUCUGUCAGCUGAGGUUUCUUGUUCUGUCUCCAGGGAGUUCAACAGCACCACUAAUGUGGUAGAAUAUUAUUUUCCAGCUCAUUCUUCUGUUUUAUGGGUGGUGAUUCCUUUCUUCUAGUCAUCAGGUCAGCUGAUAAAUUCUGAUUACAAGGCAGGAGUCUAUCAUGAGAUACAGCGUGUUUCCUGUACUGCAUGUCACUGUACUUUCGUUCUGCUUCUCUAUCCAGUCACUACAGUUAUAUCACCAAUAUAAACAGCUCUAUUCACAUAAAUCAAACAGGACUUGGGUUUAUGAUUGUGAGCCCAUUUUUUAUAUGAGCUUUGAUAACAAAAACAGUGAAAUGUGAAGCCGUUUUGUUAGGUCACAAAGUUAUUGACAAGUGUCAAGUGAAUGAGCCGUGGUAUAAAGUAUACUCAGACAUCACAGCUAGUGCAAGUGCAAAUACCAAAUGGCAUGACAGCUUCAGCUGACACAGCGUUCAGUUGGGCGUUAAACGUUAACUCUGUCUUAGUUCGAAGCCAUCGCCUUUAAUAGACAUUACCUUACAUCUUCACAAGCUCCACAUACUGUACGCUGUGGGAGAGGACAGAUGACACUAUCACGGACUCGAUUGGAAAAUUUGCAUCAUUUCUAGGUUAAUCUCAAGCUCAGUUGUGAGACAUUUAGGAAAAAGGUCAUUUGCAUGGUGAGAAGUACUGCGAGGACCACAGCAUGGAGAACAAUGUGACACAGAUCUCCAGAGAAGAUCUGGAGGAUCUGAGAGAGGCUUUCAACAAAAUCGAUAUUGAUAACAGUGGCUAUGUAAGUGAUUUUGAACUUCAAGAGCUCUUUCGAGAGGCCAGCUUUCACAUUCCGGGAUACAAGAUACGGGAGAUUGUGGAGAAGUUCAUGGCAGGUGACACCAAUAAAGACGAGAAGAUCAGUUUUGAAGAGUUUGUUGCGAUAUACCAAGAGCUGAGAAGCAAAGAGGUGAGAGAAACUUUUCGCAAAUGCAUCUCCAGGCGGGAUGGGAUUCGUUCCUUUGGAGGAACAUCAAGGAUCUCAAGUGAAGGAACUCAGCAUUCUUACUCAGAUGAAGAAAAAGUGGCCUUUGUGAACUGGAUCAAUAAGGCCUUGGCAGAUGAUCCUGACUGCAAGCAACUGAUCCCAAUGGACCCGGAGACUGACAGUUUAUUCAAAUCUGUGAAAGAUGGAAUAUUGCUGUGCAAAAUGAUCAACCUCUCGCAGCCAGACACCAUUGAUGAGCGUGUCAUCAACACAAAGAAAUGCACUCCAUUUACAAUGACUGAGAAUUUGGUGUUGGCUCUUAACUCUGCGUCAGCUAUUGGCUGCACAGUUGUCAACAUCGAUGCUCAGGACAUGAAAGCAGGAACCCCUCACCUCGUGCUUGGCCUCCUUUGGCAAAUCAUAAAAAUUGGUCUCUUCGCUGACAUUGAGAUCUCACGCAAUGAAGCUCUAAUUGCUUUGCUGGAUGAGUCAGAGGAGCUGGACCACCUGAUGUCAAUGUCCCCUGAGGACCUUUUGCUGCGAUGGGUCAACUAUCACCUCAAAGCUGCUGGCUGGCAACAGAUCAGAAACUUCAGUGAUGAUAUUAAGGACUCCAGGGCAUAUUUCCACCUGCUUAAUCAGAUCUCGCCUAAAGGAGAUGGGGAUGACGAGAUGAGGAUUGACAUUGACAUGUCUGGUUUCAGUGAGCGUGAUGAUGAAAAGCGGGCAGAGCUGAUGCUGAGGCAGGCAGAUCGUCUGGAUUGCAGACAGUUUGUCACUCCCAAUGAUGUGGUGGCAGGAAACCAUAAGCUCAACAUAGCCUUCAUAGCCAAUCUUUUCAACACGUACCCAGCCUUGAACAGACCUGCUAGAAAUGGCAUUGAUUAUGCAAUUGAGGGGGAAACAAGAGAGGACAGGACGUUCAGAAACUGGAUGAAUUCUCUGGGAGUUACUCCACAUGUCAAUCACUUGUACAGUGAUCUGCAGGAUGGUCUCAUCAUUCUUCAGUUGUAUGAGAGAAUCCAGGUUCCUGUUGACUGGACUAGAGUCAAUAAACCUCCCUAUACAAUACUGGGAUCCAACAUGAAGAAGCUUGAGAAUUGUAAUUAUUCAGUCGCACUGGGCAAAAAGGAAGCAAAGUUUUCCUUAGUAGGAAUCGGUGGUGAGAAUAUCAAUGAGGGAAGCCCCAUGCACACCCUUGCAUUGGUCUGGCAACUAAUGAGAAGGUACACACUGAAGGUCCUGUCUGACAUCGGUGAUGGGGAGAAAGUCAGUGACCAAGUCAUUAUCAACUGGGUGAACAACACCUUGAAACAAGGCCAGAAAGACUCGUAUAUUAACAGCUUCAAGGAUAAAUCAAUCAGCACUAGCCUGCCGGUGAUUAAUCUGAUCGACACCAUCGUGCCCAAAGCCAUCAAAUACGAGAUGGUGAAGAGUGGAGACAUGACACCAGAGGACAAGCUAAACAAUGCAAAAUAUGCAAUCUCAAUGGCGCGAAAAAUCGGAGUCAGGGUGUACGCCCUGCCCGAUGACCUUGUGGAGGUCAAACCCAAGAUGGUGAUGACGGUGUUUGCAUGCCUUAUGGGAAGAAGCUUGAAGAAAGUAGAUGGCUGACCUUUCUUGAAGGACGCUGUCAGAAAGCACAACCCUCAAUUUGCACUUUUUCUUCCCCUAACUUCCCUUCUGCCUCACUCACCAAUACUUCAAUGCAUUUUUUUAAAAUGAAUCUUCUUUACAAAUAUUUCAUCUUUGAUUAAUUGACUUCCUAUUAAUUAAAUUUCACUAAUCGUUUAAUUUCUCCUAACUUAUAUGCUACAUGCAGAUCAUCCAAAGGCAAUGUUAUUUUCUUAAAGGUAUAGUUGACCCAAAAAUGAAAGUUUGCUGAAAAUGUACUCUCCUUCUGUACUCUUGUAAUCACCCAUCCUGUAAAUCAUUAAUAUGCUCUUGUAAUCUCCAAAAUAGAUUUGGAGAAAUUUAGCAUUACUUCACUUGCUCACUGAUCCUCUGCAGUGAAUGGGUGCCGUCAGAAAUAGAUGUUCUGUUAUUAAGAUGUGAUUAAGAUGCUUUAACUUUAAACCAUCACUGCAGGCCAAAAUGCAAGUCCAAAAUUAAUACUAAUGCUGUAAAUAAGUCCCCUGUUGUCCUCUCACAACAAAAUCCAGUGAUAUAUUUGUUUAGAACUGUUUUUGCUUGUAAGUGGUGCUUGAUCUGUGCACAUUUCUCUGUGCACGUUUUCAUUAGAGAAAACAAUAUUAUGAUAUAGAGGACUCAUAUUCUUGCCGGAAGCAAUGAAUUGAAGCUUGUGUAUUACUUACUUUUGGAUUACUGUGAUGUUUUUAUCAGCUGUUUGGACUCUCAUUCUGACGGCACCCAUUCACUGCAGAGGAUCCAUUGAUGAGCAAGUGAUGUAAUGCUAAAUUUCUCCAAAUUUGUUCAAACUCAUU